AUGUCCGAUUUACAACAGCACCUCCAACCACUUGCAUCGAGUGUUAAUCUCGAUGUCGCAGAUUUGCUGGUUGAAGCUGCCGCAGUGGUCGCAACCUACAACAUGGUCUCGCGCUUCUUGGUCUCUUUGGACAUAGCCGGAUCUUCUGACGAUGUCGUUCCAUGGCCAGUCGACAGCACUGAACACACAAUCGAGCUGGCGCCCAACGUCAACAUUCAUGCCAUAACACUCGUCACCCACCCCAAUGCUCCUUGGAUUGCCUUCUCAAAUUCAUUGCUCACGGACGAGGGGAUGUGGGAAUGGAUUGUCCCACACAUAAUUGCACCGGCUUCGUCAGCCCCGAAUUGGCCGUUCAAAGGCACCUACAACAUCCUCCUCCAUUCUCAACGGGUCAUGGCCAGUCGUCUGUUUCGGCAGCGCCGUGCACUAUCCCUCUCCUCGCACAUGAUCUGGCUCAUCUCAUUUCCAUUCUUAUUCCGUCAGGAAAGGUCAAAUGCGUCAUCGGUGUCUCGCAAGGGGGGUGCUGCCGCUCUAGCCUUUGGUGCACUCUAUCCCACGCUCACAGAAGGCGUUAUUUCAUGUGAUACGGGGCCCAAAACUGCUCCAGGGAAUGCGGAAGCAUGGCAAGAACGUAUUGCCCUUGCAAAAACAAAAGGCAUCGAGGAGCUAGCUAGUGUGACUGUUGACCGCUGGUUCCCUUCUCCGUCCAAAUGUGGACAAGGAGGUUCGAGAUACGGAAGGACAGAAACAAUCAAGAAAAUGAUUGCGACCACCAGCAUCCCCGCUUUCGAGCUCGGAGCAGGCGCUCUCAUGUCGUCGACGACCUACUCAAACCGCUUUCAGAAGACGGCGUCGAUUUGCUGCACAGCGAUGUCAAAACCAAAGUGCUGCUUGUUGCCGGCGAGCUCGAUGGCGGGGGUAAAGUUGCAGCUGGAAUGA
This is a messenger RNA of Mycena indigotica, 939 nucleotides long. Its product is annotated as Carboxymuconolactone decarboxylase. The transcript has a single exon. The record is from RefSeq and is a predicted model, not a curated record. Bases 1 to 939 code for a protein of 312 amino acids. NCBI's taxonomy places the organism in Eukaryota, Fungi, Basidiomycota, Agaricomycetes, Agaricales, Mycenaceae.